Molecule: messenger RNA, 1071 nt
Organism: Elephantulus edwardii (Cape elephant shrew)
Lineage: Eukaryota; Metazoa; Chordata; Mammalia; Macroscelidea; Macroscelididae
Gene: SUMO2
Product: small ubiquitin-like modifier 2
Exons: 4
Coding region: 165-452 (95 amino acids)
Biological process (GO): protein sumoylation
Cellular component (GO): nucleus
Molecular function (GO): ubiquitin-like protein ligase binding; protein tag activity
Source: RefSeq, a predicted model, not a curated record
GCAAGGAGGGGGGAGGAGCGCAUGACGUGCGCGCGCCCUCCUCCUCCUCCUCCACCGCUGCCGCCUCCUUCUUCUACCGCUCCUGGUGCUGCCUGUGCGCUCGUUCGGUGCGGACCUGGUAUCUCUUUUGUGAAGCGGCUGCCCAGGAGACUCCGGCGCUCGCCAUGGCCGACGAGAAACCCAAGGAAGGAGUCAAGACUGAGAACAACGAUCAUAUUAAUUUGAAGGUAGCGGGGCAGGAUGGUUCUGUGGUGCAGUUUAAGAUUAAGAGGCAUACCCCGCUUAGUAAGCUAAUGAAAGCUUAUUGUGAACGACAGGGUUUGUCAAUGAGGCAGAUCAGAUUCCGAUUUGACGGACAGCCAAUCAAUGAAUCAGAUACACCUGCACAGUUGGAAAUGGAGGAUGAAGAUACAAUUGAUGUGUUCCAGCAGCAGACAGGAGGUGUCUUCUAAAAUAAGCACAGAGGAGCCUGCUGUUUUACUCCAGAACUCUGUUCCUGCAGACCAAGAAUACCUUCUCAAUUAGAAAACCACAAUUGGGUUCCAGCACAUCCUGACUACUACAGCCUAGUUUCUCUCUUCUUUCAUUUCCCCCUCCCUAUUCUUUUAUUGUACAUAAAGUAACUGGUGCAUGUGCACAUGCAUAUUGCAGGUUUGUUUUGUUUGUUUUUUUUUAUAAACUAAAUGGCCAAUGGUAUGUUUUGAUCAACAUCUAGUGGAGAUGGGAUGGGGAAAAAUACUGGUUCUGUGAAAAUACCCCCUUUCUCCCUAAGUGGCAUGCUCAUUCAGCUCUUAUCUUUAUAUUCCAAUAAGUUAUUUUGUUCUCACUGUUUAACAAAAAACGACAUAAAAAAAUAAUCCUUACAUACCUUGUUUGAUUGGAGAAUUUUAAUGUUUUUCAUUUAUCAUUGUAAAACCAAGGACAAUUUUAUAACUUUUUUGUACGUAGCUGUUACAUGUAGGGCAAUCUGUCUUUAAGUAGGGGUCAAUUACUCUAAAAAAAUGAAUCCUAGAUAGUUUUCCCUUCAAGUCAAGCGUCUUGUUGUUUAAAUAAACUUCUUGUUUAAAAUGA